Corvus hawaiiensis (hawaiian crow) is the source of this 2847-nucleotide messenger RNA. It is a transcript of the gene SHISA3, whose product is annotated as shisa family member 3. The record is from RefSeq and is a predicted model, not a curated record. Lineage: Eukaryota; Metazoa; Chordata; Aves; Passeriformes; Corvidae. The transcript has 2 exons. The coding region runs from base 1 to 750 and encodes 249 amino acids.
AUGGCGGGGCGGCGGCGGCGGGCGCUGCCGCGGCUGCUGCUGCGCUGCCUCCUGCUGGGGCUGCUGGGCGGCGGCGGCGGCGGCCAGCCCGGCGGCGGCGAGUACUGCCACGGCUGGGUGGACGGGCAGGGGGGCUACCACGAGGGCUUCCAGUGCCCUGAGGGCUUCGACACGGCGGCCGCCACCAUCUGCUGCGGCUCCUGCGCGCUGCGCUACUGCUGCGCCGCCGCCGAGGCUCGCCUGGAGCAGGGCGGCUGCACCAACGACCGCGAACCCUCGGAGCCGGGAGUCACCGCCCAACCAAUCUACGUUCCAUUCCUCAUUGUGGGAUCAAUAUUUAUUGCCUUCAUUAUCGUGGGCUCGCUGGUAGCAGUUUAUUGUUGCACAUGUUUAAGACCUAAACAACCAUCGCAGCCAAUACGAUUUUCUCUGCGGAGCUAUCAGACCGAGACUCUUCCCAUGAUCUUGGCCUCCACAAGCUUCAGGACGCCAUCCAGGCAGUCCAGUACCGCAACAAGUUCCAGUUCGACCGGCAGCUCAGUGCGCAGGUUCUCCUUCCCCCGGGCAGAGCCAGGGUGCCUUGUGGCCUCCUCACCUCCAGCGUACACAUCUGGCUGCUUCCAGACAGCCCAUACAGUCCACCUGACCCAGCCUUCGGGAUUUCUGGUGUCGCCGCAGUACUUUGGGUAUCCUCUCCAGCCAGAGCCUGCCCUGGCUGGGAAAAGCUGCUCUGAUUUUACUCAGAGCUGAAAGAAGUUGUGAAGAAGUAACGCAGCCUUUGCAAGCACAGGGACUGCUGCUGUUGGGUGUGCUCUGUGGCUGCAGGAAUCUGAACUGUUCCUGUGGGUGAGUUGCCCUUGAAAAGUGCAGGGUCUCACUUGAGAUUGCAUUUCCCAAACUUGGAUCACACUUACAAAGGAAUUGUAAAACACUCCAAACAGUUGCUCUAAAACCGGACUGCUCUGCCUAAUUUGUGCAGUAUGUGUUCAGAGACAAGUAAAAGAACCAUACUGGGACAAAGGUACUCAGUAUUAUAAAUGGCAUUUUACCUUAAUGCAGUUAACUUAGUUAACAAACAAUGGCUGCAUUCUGCUGAUAAUAAUCAGACUAGUUCUAUAAAGCAGCAAUAAGCCUGAGAAGUAAGAGAGGAGUAAUACUUACUAAAGAGGAUCCUUGAAAACAUCUGACUGCUUACCGCUUCCAUGAGCAGUGAAAAUAAGAGGAAGAAUUUUAUUAGAUGUCAAAAUGCAGAGGUUUUUUAAAAAUAUACACAAUCUACCUGAACUUACACUGCGUAUUUGUAUUAGUAAGCUUUAACUAUGGUAGAUAAAACUAGUACUAAUUAGGCUAGUUGAAGAUCAGACAGUCCCAGGUAGCUGAAUUAUCUAUGAAGAAAGCAGAAUGUAUUCAGCAAUAUCACCAAUAACUUCUGCACAUAAAAUUCUAAAAAUACCAUUCUACUAAAGCAUUCUUCAGAAGGAAGUAUUUAUUGUCAGCUUUUUGCUCAGCAAGUGUAAGUUGGACAAACUGAUCAUGAAGUUCUGAUUGUAAAAUUAGCCAUGUAUAAAAUGUAAAGACAAGUUUGUAAUUUAAAAUGUAUUUACACCAUUGACAUCACUAAUUAUUUAGUAGUAACACGCAAAAAAAAUUACCAAUAAACUGUGUGUUUGAAAUGUUGUGUCAUCUGUAUGACUCUGUACAGAUAGUGCUUGUUGAAUUUGGUUGGUGUAACUAUUUUGUAUUUUUUCCUGCUAAAAUAGUUUAUUCUGCUGUUUAAAGUGAUUUACAACUUUAACUGCACCUGUUGUGCAGAUUUAAUAUAAUAUAAAAUUCUGACUAUGUAGCAAACUAAUAGAUUCAUUUAUGUCUUUUGCAUGCAGCUGCGGUGAAAAAUUGGUGAAAACGAUACUGAUUAGUUGGGUAUUUUAGAUUAAACAUCCUGCACUAGGAAUAAAUUCUGUUUGCCCUUCUACAUUCCUUCACCUAAGUAAACCAACAAACCAAAUGGAAGAAGAAAAACAUCUAAACCAAAUACAUGCAGUAAGCAAAUGGAAAAUACACAGAAAAAAAAUGCAGUCAUUAAAGGGCUUCUCUGUAUACUUAUUUUUGUGAAAAAAUGAAGUAAUUCUGUGGGCCAGAAUCUACAAUAUCAGAGGCUGAGCUUUCCUAUUUUAUCAGCUUCAAACUCCCCAUGUGUAGGAUCUCUUGAAGUAUGUUAUAGCUGACCUAUUUAACAAGUAGUUUAGAAAAGCUUCAUUGGUUCGAGAAUUGAGUUAUUUUUUUCGUAGCAAAUAUCUAGUGAUCAGUAGUUAAGACAAAAAUAUUUUGAAAUAAUCCUUUUAAUAUGUUUUUUAUUGCACAAUUAGCAUUACAAUCCAACAGAAAUUACUGCUGGAAAUGCAGUUUCUAAGCAGAAAGAGGAGUUCUAUACAAUGAUGUUUUAAGCAACAGGCUCCAGCUUGAAUGCUGUAAUCAUUAAUUACAACCCAAAUCAUGAUACACAGCUGUGUAUAUGUUUUGCAAGAUACUAAAAAUUAGAUUUUGAGUAUUCAGGAAAUUAAUUGAAAGUUAAGUGUUCUGGCCUGUAAUUUAAUUUUAGAAACAAUCUUCAAGGAAGGGGACAGGAAAAUUUUUGCUUGCCUUUGAGGAGGUUUCAUAGGACUCUUCACUGCAUAUUUUGAAUGGCUACAAAAUAUGGACUGUUCGUCAAGUAACUUCUUGGAAAGAUCAUUGAAUAUUUCAAGAGGUAUCAGCUGUCUUGUUCAGAAGCAUACAGUGAGAUGUACUGAUCACUCCUGUAUACAGCAGAAACAGCAAACCAAUUAAACUGUAUUUUUUUACACAUUA